Messenger RNA from Elgaria multicarinata webbii, 3158 nucleotides. RefSeq names its product NSF attachment protein gamma (gene NAPG). Lineage: Eukaryota; Metazoa; Chordata; Lepidosauria; Squamata; Anguidae. Gene Ontology annotation, biological process: intracellular protein transport. Gene Ontology annotation, molecular function: syntaxin binding; soluble NSF attachment protein activity. Gene Ontology annotation, cellular component: vacuolar membrane; SNARE complex. The transcript is spliced from 12 exons. The record is from RefSeq and is a predicted model, not a curated record. Bases 46 to 990 code for a protein of 314 amino acids.
CGGUGACGUUGAUGCUUGGAGUGGCUGAGAUUCCUGUCAGGCGACAUGGCUGCCCAGAAGAUCAACGAAGGCUUGGAGCACAUCGCUAAAGCGGAGAAAUACUUGAAAACUGGAUUUUUAAAAUGGAAACCAGACUAUGAUAGUGCAGCUACUGAAUAUUCAAAGGCAGCUGUUGCUUUUAAAAAUGCCAAACAAUUUGAUCAGGCAAAAGAAGCAUAUUAUCGAGAAGCUCUAUCCCAUGAAAACAAUAAAGCUCUCUUUCAUGCUGCAAAAGCUUAUGAACAAGCAGGUAUGAUGUUAAAGGAGAUGCAGCAACAUCAUGAUGCGGUGGAACUGAUUCAGAAAGCCAGCAUGAUGUACCUGGAGAAUGGAACACCUGACACAGCGGCUAUUGCACUAGAUCGGGCUGGGAAGGUAAUAGAAAAUAUAAGUCCAGACAAGGCUAUUCAGCUAUAUCAGCAGACAGCAUCGGUGUUCGAAAAUGAAGAACGUUUGCGGCAAGCAGUUGAAAUGUAUGGAAAGGCUUCAAGGCUUUUAGUCAGAGGUCGUAGACUAGAUGAGGCUGCAGUAUCUAUUCAGAAGGAAAAGAGUAUUUAUAAAGAUAUUGAAAACUAUCCGACGUGUUACAAGAAAACAAUUGCUCAGGUCUUAGUUCAUCUUCACAGAAAUGACUAUGUUGCUGCAGAAAAAUGUGUCAGGGAAAGCUAUAGCAUACCAGGCUUCACAGAAAGUGAAGACUACGCAGCAUUGGAGCAGCUCCUAGAAGGAUAUGAUCAGCAAGACCAGGACCAAGUAUCGGAUGUAUGCAAUUCACCGCUCUUUAAGUACAUGGACAAUGAUUAUGCGAAGCUUGGUCUCUCAUUGGCUGUCCCAGGAGGAGGUAUAAAGAAGAAAUCCCCAGUUACUCCACAGGGCAAAAUAGGUGGACCGGCUGUAGGAGCUUCUCGUGGAAAUGAGGAAGAUGAUGAAUAUGCUGGUGGUCUGUGCUAGCUCCAAUUAUAUCUACUCUCAAAGAUCAGACUAGUUGUUUCUGGCCAUUGAGCAAUUCCAGGGGAACCCAAAUUACCUUCACUUCAUUGCAAUCACGGCAUUGGAAAGAUAAUGACUUGUCAGCUUUUGGGGUACUGGUAUAAAAAGCAUGGCUAUACACCUUGAAGUGUUUUUGUAUUGCAUUCUUAAAUCUUUCAGUGCAUCUACUCUAAUGAAGAAUUUGAGUACUGUAGUCUUCACAAAAAGGGAAGUUUUGGGAGGCGGCAUUUGUCUUUGAUACUUCUUUCCAAAUGUGUGUAGUUCCACGGCCCAUUGUUUCACGUUCAAAUGUCAGUCAGCAGCCCUGCAGAAGGUUGAAGUUCUUAGUACCAAAGAGUUAUGCGUUUAUUUGUUUUUGCAUUUUUGAACAAUGCCACUAAACCAUUUGAAAGCACCUUAAACUAUGAUGUACCUCUCUCUUGCCAUAUGAGCAUAAUAUUUGGUGAAACAAGUAUGCAUUCAUACACGUCUGUAGAAUGUUCAGGAGCUCUGUGGGUCAGUGCCUAGAAAGCACACCCAGGUUUUCUGCAACAUUAAUUGUUUCGUUAGUGUCUUUCCAUGUAACACCGCUGUGGAUAAAUUGCAAGAGAAACCUUUCAUUUCCCAUCUGGAGAUUUAAUACUUUAGCUGUGGAAUCGUCAGGAUUUUGUUCCUGAAAAAUAAGAAUCCACAACCUUAGCAUACAAAUAGUGGCAAAUGAAUUGUCCUUUAUUUCUGUGUAAUAAUGGAGAAAUCCAGGAAGAAAGUAGAAGAUAUACUAUUCUGAGUUCCAACGGGCUAGAGCCUUUCAAACAUUUGUAUCCACAUUUGACUGUACUUUGCCAUAGUGGAUGUCAGAUUUACAGAAAAAGUUGACCAAAGUGUCCAAUGAGAUCGCUUCGAGUUCCUUAGAGACUUGUACAUCUGCUCCUGCUUCCCCUCCCUCCACCACUACAGUACUUCUAUUCAAGUGAAUUCAGGCAAACAUGAACAAAAUCUUGGCUUGAAUGCUGUAAACGGCAAAGCUGAAAUUGGAAGCUAAAAAUACAGGUUUGUUGUCAAAAAUGUCUGAUCUAUAUAUGUAGGAGGUUGUGAAGAUGUCCUGUAAAUUGAUCUUGAUAUUGUACUGAAUAGUAUAACUCCUGGAAAAUGUCUAUCAUGAUGAACCCUCAAAUUCUCCAAGGAGAAGUAAUAACACCCCGCAGCAGAAGGAUCAUGAAAUAUGUUAAUUAACAUUCCUAAUAGUUCUGUGUUGUGAGAAAGAAUUGAUUCAACUUCAGGAACACAGUUUCUUAAGAGCAUACAACACUAUAUGUUAACAUUUCCUUUUAUUGGUAUAACAGAGAUACUGCUGCUUUUUUCUGAUAUAAUCCUGCACUAUAGCACAUUGUGUGAGAAAAGGAAUAUAUCUGUACGAUACUCCUCUGUUCAGAAAGACUGUAGGGCCUUAAAUCCCACAUUCAGAAGAAUGUGGAGAGAGAUUUAGUUACCCAGUGAGCAUUUGAGUUCUGAAUAUAGGUUCAAGUAAAAGUUUCCUGUUUUCAUGAUGCAUGGAAAAUCCGAGGAAUAUAAAAUGGAAGCUGUGUGCAAUGAAAAUAAUGUUUUUAAUAAUGUAUUGGAGAUGCUUUUGAGACUGAAAAUUGUGAAGAUGGAUGUAGCUUAAAAUGGGCAAUGUCUAUAUUUUUGACCUACUACCCAUUUUAACUUAGCUGAUAAAAAUGUAAUAGAAAUCCUAUUACCUUUAUUAAAUGUUUAAAAAUCUGUGCUUUCUUAAUACAUGUUUAGUGGUUGUUUUCAAAGGUACUGUGCAUACUUCGUUUGACUGAGAUGGAAAAUGUAGCAAGGAGAAAAGUUUGGGGAAAUAAUGCCAAUGUUUCAAGAGCCAAAGUAACAGUUGGUUUGCAUGAACAUGCUAAAAUAUAGUCCAAUAUUAUGAAGGUAAAUAUAUUGAAUAUGAUUCGUCUGUACAUCCAGAUGCUGUGUAAACUGUGUUUUAUGCAACAUGAACCCUGUGCUUUAACUGUAAACUCUGCCCAGCCUAUCUGUGGGAUGCAAUAGAGUAUGAAAAAUGUUGUAAUUGCCCUACAGCUCCAGCCUCUGAGAAGAGGCUCUAUAUGUCACCUAUAAAAAAUAAACUUUAAAAUGGUGAA